AUGCAUGAGUUGAAUCAAGGUGAGCAAGAAGAACCAACUGAGCCAGGUACUCAGGAGCCAACAAAUGAAACUAAAACUGAAUCAGUUUCAAUCACAAAAGAAGAAGAAUCUGAUAAGGAACCAGUUGAAGACCCUGAACCAAGGGUUGAGCCAGAAGAAGAACCAGUUAAGCUAAAUGUUGAACCUGAAUAUACAACUCCCUUGCUGACUGCUGCAAGAGCCAGUUAUAUGGCUGAGUGUGAAGCUGAAUUUCUGCAAUUGAGUCACUAUGCACGAGGUAUGGUGGCGACUGAGUAUGAGCGAUGUGUUCGCUUUGAGGAUGGCCUCAGAGAUAACCUAAGAGUCCUGAUAGCUCCGCAGAGGGAGCAUGAUUUCUCUGCACUGGUGGAAGAGGCAAAGAUCACUGAGGAAGUUAAGUGUGCCGAGCGCCAAAAUCGUGAUAGAGAGAGGGAGUGUCCGUUGAGGGCCGAUCAGAUGCAAGCUCAGAGUACUAGUACUGUGCUGCAGCCACAGAGUGUAGCACAGCAACCACUGAGGGGCCGUGAGUUAUCGGUUGAGAGUACCACUAGUGAGGUCACUGUACUGAGUCCAUUAGGGCAACCGGUUCGGGUUAAUAAAUUGUUUAGAGAUGUUCUUCUAGAGGUUCAAAGGACGGUAUUCCUGGUUGAUCUAAUGGAGCUGCCAUUUGGGGAGUUCAACCUAAUAUUGGGAAUAGACUGGUUGGUCAAGCACCGCAUCAGUUUGGACUGUGCGACUAAGAGGGUCGUACUGAGGACUGAGGAGGAUAAUAGGGUAGUUUUAAUUGGAGAACUCCAAAAUUAUUUUUCUAAUGUGAUUUUUGCACUAGUAGUAGAAAAGUUGGUUCGUAAGGGAUGUGAGGCAUUUUUGGCCUAUAUAAGUGUUUUUGAUUCUGGGGACUCUACUGUUAAGGACAUCAGAAUGCUAGAAUCUAGGAAGGAGUUCAGGGUUUUUAGUGAUGAAUCACAUGUCGGUUUGGGAUGUGUGUUGAUGCAGGAUGGUAAGGUUGAGAGUGGUGCUACUACCAACUUUGGAUUAAACAGUGAUGGUGUAUUGUGCUUUCGAGGACGAAUCUGUGUACUGAACAAUGUGGAUCUGAGACAGUCAAUUCUGAGGGAAGCGCAUAAUAGCCAUUAUGCUAUGCACCCUGGUGGGAAUAAGAUGUAUCAAGACCUUCAAGAGUUGUAUUGGUGGCUAGGUUUGAAGCAAGAACUGGUAAAGAUUUCUCUAUGGAAGUGGGAACGUGUAACUAUGGAUUUUGUUAAUGGGUUGCCUCUAACACCCACUAGGAAGGAUUCAAUAUGGGUCAUCGUGGAUCGAUUGACCAAGUCUGAUCACUUUAUAUCGAAUAGGCCUGCUGGUCUGGUGGUUAGGAGGACUGUUGCUGUCCUGGAGGUCCUGUGUUCGAAUCAUCGCGCAAGUUCUGGUGGUCUCGGGAUUGGUUUGGCAGCGAAUCGACAUAAGGUGUGUACAGGAAAAGCAGAAAAUGGGAUAUGGUGA
Gossypium arboreum is the source of this 1518-nucleotide messenger RNA. RefSeq lists its product as uncharacterized. The transcript has 9 exons. NCBI's taxonomy places the organism in Eukaryota, Viridiplantae, Streptophyta, Magnoliopsida, Malvales, Malvaceae. The coding region runs from base 1 to 1518 and encodes 505 amino acids. The record is from RefSeq and is a predicted model, not a curated record.